Messenger RNA from Elaeis guineensis (African oil palm), 775 nucleotides. Its product is annotated as cytochrome P450 71A1. NCBI's taxonomy places the organism in Eukaryota, Viridiplantae, Streptophyta, Magnoliopsida, Arecales, Arecaceae. The record is from RefSeq and is a predicted model, not a curated record. Gene Ontology annotation, molecular function: heme binding; oxidoreductase activity, acting on paired donors, with incorporation or reduction of molecular oxygen; iron ion binding.
AUCCUUUUGUUCGAUGCCAUGGACAUCGGCUUGGCACCAUACGGUGAGUACUGGAGGUAUGCAAGGAAGCUUUGCAUCGUCCACCUCCUUAGCAAUAAAAAGGUGCAAUCUUUUCGGCUCUCGAGGGAAGAAGAAGUAGCCUUUAUGAUCAAGAACAUCUCUCGAGCUUCUAUUACACCCGAUCCUGUGAACGUAAGUGAGAUCUUGCAUGCCUUCGCAAAUGAUAUGCUCUGCAGAGUUGUUUCAGGUAAAUUCUUUAGAGAAGGUGGGAGGAACAAACUGUUUCGCGAAUUAAUAAGGGAGAAUUCUGCUCUGCUUGGAGGGUUCCAUUUGGGAGACUACUUCCCUUCGUUGGAAUGGAUGGACGUGUUCUUUGGGAUGUGCGCGAGGGCCAGGAGAAAUGCUGAGAGAUGGAGUGGUGUUCUUGACGAGGUGAUCAAGGAGCACGUAGAUCAAGCGAAGGAUGAGAAGCAUGAGAAGGACUUUGUGGAUGUGUUGUUGUCCCUUCAAAAGGAUCCCGGUGUGGACUUGGCUCUCACAAAAGAAGAUGUCAAGGCGCUCUUAGUGGAUAUGUUUGGUGCUGGAACCGAUACAUCUUACAUAGUCUUGGAAUGGGCCAUGGCAGAGCUUGUUCGAAACUCGCAAGCGAUGGAGAAGCUGCAAAAUGAGGUUCAAGACAUAGCUCCAGGAAAAGGCUUGGUCAGAGAGGAGGAUUUAAGUGAGCUGAGCUAUUUAAAAGCUGUGAUAAAAGAAGUUCUACGAUUGCACCCUCCGG